GAGAGCCAAGGGACAACAGGUUGGUGGGGUAGGGACAAGUGAGGUAGAAACCACAGCAGGCCAGAGUGAGUUUCCCCAAAAUGCUAGGAUUUCUUUAUCCCCACACAGAGCUGUUCUCUGAAAACACACUGCACACAUCCCACAGCCCUGGCGUGCACGAGAAUGGCUCCCCACUCUGCUGUGCUCUUUUGGAUGGUUUGCAGGCAGAAAUGCAAAGAAACAAACACCGAGCCAGUCCCUGAGCUUUGCUGAGCAUCCCCUGAGCCACGAUGCUCAUGUCCUCGGUGCUGGGCAGUGUGUAGAGCUGAAGGAGCUGCCCAGGGCUGCCCUGCCAGCCUUGCCUGCUCUGAGAAGGGGAGGGAGGAGUUGGGUUGAAGCUGUACCUGGUCCUUUGAUGGAGCUGGUGGUUGUGCCCCAGCCAGAGCUGCUCGUGAGUAGGGGUGCUGCAGGGUGCCCUGCCACGAGACACAGCACGGACCAGGAGCUCUCCCCAGGGCCAUGUCGGUGAGCCUUAUGGAUGUGGACAAGGCAGAAACGUGGGACCCCUUCUGCCCCAGCUCUUUGAACAGUCAGGAGAAGUGCAGGCAGGCUGGACACCAGGCAUUCCCCAGGGACCAUCUGGAAACAGCCAUGCACACCUUCCGUCUGCUCAGCCAGGCCCAGGUGGUGAAAGCAGAAUGCUGCAGGGCGGGCUGUGGUGAGGAGGAUGUGAUUUCAUCUGGGCAGAGCUAACGGCACAACCACAGCCCCGGAGACUGAGUCAGCUGCAGUGGCACGAAUCACUCACCAAGUCUGCCUGCAGCCUCCUUGACAUGGCUGCACCCAAAAAACAUCUUCACAGCUGCUCACUGGCCCAAAAUAGGAUGAUGGAGAAACCUCUGCCCCCAUGGCAGUGUUUGAACCUCGGUUUUAAAAUACAAACCACUGGUGCCUUCAGCCGGCAUGACAGCAGAACAGGGUGUCUGCCUCAAGGCUGGAUUUGGGGAAACCCAUUUCUUCUCAUAUUUCUCACCUGAGUUCCCUGCCAUCCCUAGGAUUUGGCUGAGCCCUCUGCAUCCAAGGCUGACCGGCAGCAGAGGGUUUAGGCAGCCCUGCCUCCAGCAGUGUCAGGUGUGGGCAGGGUACCUGCGCAAGGUGCUGAGGAACCACACUGCCCACACCUGCGAUGGAGAGCAGCUCCUCAUCGUCUGCCCUCGCAAAACCACCAUCAGCAUCCUCGGGGCCUUCUAUGGGCGCCGAGUGCCCAGCACCAACCUCUGCCCCAGCCCUGACAACGCCUCCCAGGAGAGCACCGAGUGCACGUCUGCAACUGCCCACCUGAAGCUGCUGGCUGAGUGCCAGGACCAGCAGUGGUGCCAGUUCUCAGUGCACAGCCAGGUCUUUGGGCCAGACCCAUGCCCUGGGACACACAAGUAUCUCAUCGCUUCCUACAAGUGCCGGCCAGGGAACCAUCGGGUCAAGACCGUGUGCGAGAAUGACAAGCUCAGGCUGCAGUGUCGACCAAAAUCCAUCCUGGCCAUUUAUUCUGCAAGUUAUGGACGAUUCCUGCGGGGCAAACCAGAGUGUGACGCCUUCAACACUGGAGGACCGCAUAUAGAGUGUGUGGCUCCAGACGCUCUGCGCAGGGUCUCCAAGAAGUGCCACCGCAAAGGGAACUGCACUGUGGCUGCUGACAAGGCCACCUUCGGGGACCCAUGCCUCCCUGGCACGAAGAAGCAGCUGCGAGUCUCUUACACCUGUGUGCCCAAGCAACUGCUGGAGGAGGUGGGCCCUGACGCCUCAGACCCCUUCCUGCUCUCGGACUACAUGCAUGGUGGCUGGUACAAAGGGCCCAGGUUCUCCAGGCUCCAGGAAGACCGCAUGAUUUUUACUAGCUCUCUGGCAGCUUUUGCCCACCUUUGGGGUGUCCCGGAGAAAGUUGCCCUCUACUUUCUUUGUGGAGUCUCAGGAGGCCUCAUGCUGCUGCUGUGCAUCAUCAGCCCCAAAACGACCUUCCUCCAGGAAAUGGGGGAGGCUCUCAAAGAUCCAGAGCUGGGGAGCAGCUCGGAGCUGGGCAGGACCAAGCUGCGGGAUGAGCAGGAUGAGGACGUCGCUGAUGACAGCUCCUCAGACUCCUCCUUCCGCCGCCUCACCCGCACCUACCGUGCCACUGACAGCAUCUUCGGCCCUGAGCUGACCGCAGCCAUGGAGGGAGCCGUGGAGCACCAGAGCCACACUGGGGACGAGAUCUGGAUGCCCAAGGAGUCAAGCCCGUAUGCCAUACACAAGAUCAAAUCGGCCACCAAAUAAGAACUGGGAGAAAACGGUGGGCGGGCAGCAGAGGGGUGCAGGCUCAGUGGGAUCUGACAUCAGAGAGACAUAAGAGUUUGGGAUCCCUGGGUGACUGCACAUCCCGAGCAGGGUCACGGCAGCUCCACUGUGUCCAUCCACACACUGCUCCACCAGCACGGAAACCUCUAACCUGGGGGUGGCGUGCAGUCCCUCAGUGUGAUGAGGGGCUGUGGAAUGGUCCUGUGGGCCACGGGCUCCUUUGCCAUAGAUGCCACUAACCCUAACCUAACCUCUCUGUUCUCAGCUUGCAUCGUCUGGCCCUAGAGUUUAACCUCGAUCAGUUGUGCCAAGUCCACCCUGAGCCCUUCAAGGCUGUUUGCUCCUAUUUCUCCUUGGGUGCUGGCUUCCACUCCUGGUGCUGCAAACACCCCCUGUACUCGGGCACUGUGCCAGCGGCAGAGGGGCAGGAAUGGCCAGGACACAGGGAGAGGCAGGUGGAGGGAGCGUGCAAGCACAGCAGGCAUUGCCAGCACAUCCCCACCAUGGUGCAUGCCAUGCAGCCCUGCUGUUCCAAGGCAGCUACUCCCCAGGCUGGGGCCACUGGCACCUGGGCACAACACUGGCUCUCACCUCCCUGUAGGCAUUCAGGAGCUCUGUCACCCUGCGUUGCUCUGUGCUUUCCUCUCUACUUUCUCUAGUGGCAGGAGAGCCCCAAGUUUUAACUUGCUGUAUUUUUUUCCAGUGAAUAAAUGCAAUAGCUCUUAGGCACAA
This is a messenger RNA of Sturnus vulgaris (Common starling), 3042 nucleotides long. NCBI's taxonomy places the organism in Eukaryota, Metazoa, Chordata, Aves, Passeriformes, Sturnidae. The record is from RefSeq and is a predicted model, not a curated record.